AUGGUUAAACAAAUCUACGAUUAUCUGAGAGGGGAACAAACUAAGCCUGAAUGGAGAUGUCUAAUGUUUAAGAAUGCAGCUAGGCCAAAAGCUAUCUUUACACUAAGGAUUUUGUUGAAUAGAAAGCUAGCAACAGUGAAUAGACUUUCCAAAUGGGGAAUGACACAUAAUAAAACCUGUGUACUUUGUAAAAAUGUGGAUGAAAAUAUGGAUCAUAUGUUCCUACAAUGUCACUAUGCAGGGGAAGUGUGGGAAAGAGUAUUUACUUGGGCUAGUAUUCACAAUAACAGGCCAAAGACAUGUGCACAUUUUAUCCAAUGGAGUAAUCAACAUGGGAAAGGGAAGACUACAAAAGCUCAACUAUUCAAGCUGAUCCUAGCUGAAGGUGUCCAUGCUGUGUGGAAUGAGAGAAACAAGAGAAUUUUUGAAGACAAGAAGUGCUUGAUAGAUGAGGUAGUUAAGAAAAUAGCCCAUGUAACUAUUGCUAGAUCUUCUAUUAGUAUUAAAAAUGUUAUUAGUCAUAGGAAGAUUUGA
Solanum lycopersicum (tomato) is the source of this 534-nucleotide messenger RNA. RefSeq lists its product as uncharacterized. NCBI's taxonomy places the organism in Eukaryota, Viridiplantae, Streptophyta, Magnoliopsida, Solanales, Solanaceae. The record is from RefSeq and is a predicted model, not a curated record.